GCGUGUGUUUUCUUGUUUUGUUUCACGGAUUUUCGGGGUUUUUUCCACUUUUAAAAGGGUUUUCCACAGAAAGUAGCCACAAAAGCUGUGAAAAAUGUUAUCCAGAGUAUGCAGGCUCGCUCCGAAACAUGCACUUAGUGGGAGAGUUCUUUGUGGACAGCAGCAGGAUCCAAACUUCCGGAAUCGAUCACGGGAUUACCAUGCCUCCACGACGAGACACACCGGAGUGCGAGUGCUGAAACCGUGCCUCCUUACGAACACGAACCUAAGCGCCACCCUACAACCGUUAACAGCGGCAGUUUUAGUGCGGAAUCUUGGUACAGGCGUCGACGAUAAGGCCGCCCUGCUACAAACUAUCCCGGAACCACCGACAAUUCCACUACAGAAUGCACCCGAGGUAGCCGACCUAGUGGCCGGGGCGGAACCUACGUUUGCUUCACUCGGACUUGGCGGCUGGACGCCCGUGGGAAUCGUGCAAAAUUGCAUGGAAUUUCUGCACAUCGGCCUCGAUCUGCCGUGGUGGGGCUGCAUCGCGAUCGGUACGGUCGUCGUUCGAACUCUGCUGUUCCCGCUGGUUAUUGCCUCGCAAAAGAAUGCAGCCAAGAUGAACAACCACAUGCCGCAGAUGCAGGUCCUUCAGGUGAAGAUGACGGAAGCACGGCAGGCCGGCAACGCGAUCGAUGCCGCCCGCUACGGACAGGAGCUGAUGCUGUUCAUGAAGGAGAAGAAGCUGAACCCGCUGAAGAAUAUGCUGGUUCCGCUGGCACAGGCACCGAUCUUUAUUUCGUUUUUUAUGGGCCUCCGAGAGAUGGCCAACACACCCGUUGAUUCGAUGCGCGAAGGAGGACUGUUUUGGUUCACGGACCUUACGGUUUGUGAUCAGUUCUACGCCCUGCCGAUCAUAACCAGUAUGACACUGUUCCUCACCAUCGAGCUCGGCACGGACAGUGCACGCAUGUCGGCGGCCGGAAUGCAAACGGCCAAGUACAUCCUUCGCGCGCUACCCAUUUUCAUUUUCCCGUUCACGAUAAAUUUCCCCGGCGCCAUUCUGUGCUACUGGGCGUGUAGUAACUUCUUUUCGCUGCUGCAAGUUGGAUUUUUGCGGAUACCCAAGGUGCGGGAUUUUUUCAAAAUCGAUCGCAUCGUGACACACCGACCGGAAACGUUGCCGAUGAAGAAGAAAGGAUUCACCGAAGGCGUCAAAGAGUCUUGGACGAAUAUGAAGAUCAGUCGCGAGCUGGAAGAACGUGCCCGUAUCGAUGAGAUCCGCUUCCAGAAGGCCGGUCGGGGGCCAUUGGUCAAAACCUACAAACAUGAUCCUACCGCAUCGCGAGCGACAGCCACGACACCCGGCACAACAGUGAAUGCGAAAAAGCGGUAAACCAAAUGGGAUAGGAGAACAUCGAAAGCAUACAUUAGAUCGUUGAAACGUUGCUGCGUUGAUGUAGGUAAUAAAGCAAAGUUAAAAAGUU
Molecule: messenger RNA, 1472 nt
Organism: Anopheles darlingi
Lineage: Eukaryota; Metazoa; Arthropoda; Insecta; Diptera; Culicidae
Gene: OXA1L
Product: mitochondrial inner membrane protein OXA1L
Exons: 3
Coding region: 95-1381 (428 amino acids)
Biological process (GO): protein insertion into mitochondrial inner membrane from matrix; mitochondrial respiratory chain complex IV assembly
Cellular component (GO): mitochondrial inner membrane
Molecular function (GO): membrane insertase activity
Source: RefSeq, a predicted model, not a curated record